Messenger RNA from Ruditapes philippinarum (Manila clam), 936 nucleotides. RefSeq names its product probable arginine--tRNA ligase, cytoplasmic. Gene Ontology annotation, cellular component: mitochondrion. The annotation marks the transcript as partial. Gene Ontology annotation, biological process: arginyl-tRNA aminoacylation; mitochondrial translation. The record is from RefSeq and is a predicted model, not a curated record. The transcript has 10 exons. NCBI's taxonomy places the organism in Eukaryota, Metazoa, Mollusca, Bivalvia, Venerida, Veneridae. Gene Ontology annotation, molecular function: ATP binding; arginine-tRNA ligase activity.
GUUGGUUUGAUUUAUUUGCAGGUGAUACUGAAAUGCUCAAAAUUUGGCAAAGAUUUAAAGACAUCAGUAUACAGGAGUAUUCUAAAUUGUAUCAGAGAUUAGGUGUGACAUUCACAGAGUACCAUUCAGAGUCAAUGUACGAUAAAGAAGCCAUAUCAUUAACAGAAAGGUUAAAGCACACGGGGAUACUACAGACGGACAGUGAAGGUAAAGGGUAUAUUCAAAUAGAAUCAGAUAAAGGUAUACCAGAUAAAGUGAAUAUUCUGAAAAGUGAUGGUACAACAUUGUAUAUUACAAGGGAUAUUGCUGCCAUUAUGGACAGAGCAGAAAAGUACAAGUUUGAUAAGAUACAUUAUGUUGUAGAAAAUGCCCAGCAUAUGCAUUUUAGUCAUCUGUGUGGUGCCAUGAAUAGAUAUCCUGAGUGGAAUAAUAGAUUGAAUGAAGAUCUUCACAUAAAGUUUGGUAGAAUUGAAGGAAUAAGCACAAGAAAGGGCAAUGUGGUAUUUCUGAAGGAUGUUUUAGAUGAAGCAGCGAAUAGAUUUAAGACAUCAAUGAUGGCAAAGAAAAAUUAUAAAAUUGAUGAAAAAGACAUAGAUGCCGUAACUGAAGAGUUGGGGAAAAGUUCUAUAAUUGUUCAGGAUCUCGGCCAAAGACGCAUAAAGAAUUACAAAUUCAGUUGGGAAAGAAUUAUGUACAGCGCAAAGUUACAGUAUUGUCAUGCAAGACUUUGUAGUAUAGAAAGAAGUAGUGGGUUUACUUUAGAUGAAGAUUUUACAGAAGAUCCAUUAACAACAAACAGUCAAGCAGAAGAACUAGUGUUACAUUUAGAAAAAUUUGAAGAUGUUAUACAGGAGUCAUUUAGUACAUUGGAACCUUACCUUGUAGUUAGAUAUCUGGACCAACUUUGUGAUCAUGUUAAUACAGCGUACAAGACAU